Molecule: messenger RNA, 2732 nt
Organism: Chroicocephalus ridibundus (black-headed gull)
Lineage: Eukaryota; Metazoa; Chordata; Aves; Charadriiformes; Laridae
Gene: NAPRT
Product: nicotinate phosphoribosyltransferase
Exons: 13
Coding region: 63-1847 (594 amino acids)
Biological process (GO): NAD+ biosynthetic process via the salvage pathway
Cellular component (GO): cytosol
Molecular function (GO): nicotinate phosphoribosyltransferase activity
Source: RefSeq, a predicted model, not a curated record
UGUGCUGCCAUCCCCGUGUGCCCCAUGUCCUGCCAUCCCCGGUGUCCCGUGUCCCCUGCGUGAUGCCCUCCCCUGUGUCCCCCGUGUGCCGCCGUCCCCCGCUGUCUCCUUGUCCCUUCUGUGCUGCCGUCUCCGGUGUCCCUCGUCCCUGUGUCCCCCCCCAUCCCGUGUCCCCGUCUGCCCCUCCUUGUCUCACCCGUGUCCCCGUCCCUCCCCCGCGGUCUCCCGUCCCCGUCCCGCCCCGUGCUCCCAGGCUGCCCCGCGGUGGGGCCAUGGCGCCUCUGGCCGACCUCUACCAGCUCACCAUGGCCUACGGGCACUGGCGGGCCGGCCGCCACCGCGUCCCCGCCGCCGCCGAGCUCUUCUUCCGCCGCGGGCCCUUCGGCGGGGCCCUGGCCCUGGCCGCCGGCCUGGCCGAGGGGCUGCGCGGCCUCCGCGCCUUCCGCUUCUCCGCCGCCGACGUCGCCUACCUGCGCUCCGUCCUGCCCAGCACCACAGAGGACGCCUUCUUCGAUUACCUGGCCACCCUGGACGCCUCGGAGGUGACAGUGUCUGCCAUGCCGGAGGGCUCCGUCGUCUUCGCCAGGGUCCCGUUCCUGCAGGUGAAGGGUCCGCUGCUGGUGGUGCAGCUACUGGAGACCACGUUGCUGUGCCUGGUCAACUACGCCAGCCUGGUAGCCACCAACGCCGCCCGCUUCCGACUCCUUGCCGGUCCGGACAUGAAGCUGAUGGAGAUUGGGCUCCGUCGCGCUCAGGGGCCAGACGGUGCCCUUUCGGCCUCCAAGUACUCCUACAUCGGGGGCUUCGACUACACCAGCAACAUCCUGGCGGGGAAACUCUACGGCAUCCCGGUGUGCGGCACCAUCGCCCACUCCUUCAUCAUGUCCUUCACCUCGCUGGAGGAGGUGCAGCCCCGGGAGCUGUCACCUCUGGCAGGAGGAGAACCAGUGGAUCUGCCGGGCCUGGCCGAGCGGUGGCUGCAGAGGGUGUGCGAGCUGCUGCGGACCCCCCCGGAGAAGGCGAACCAGGGCGAGCUGGCCGCCUUCGUGUCCUACGCCGCCACCUUCCCACGGGACUUCCAGGGGCUGCUGGACACCUACUGCGUCAGGAGGAGCGGCUUGCCCAACUUCUGUGCGGUGGCGCUGGCCCUGCACCAGCUGGGCUACCGGGCCAUCGGGGUGCGGCUGGACAGCGGGGACCUGGCCCAACAGUCCAAGGAGAUCCGCCGAGUGCUCCGAGCCUGCGGUGCUCACUUCCAGGUGCCCUGGUUUGAGACCAUCCCCAUCGCCGUCAGCAACGACAUCAGCGAGCAGAGCCUGGAGGAGUUCAGCCGGGAGGGGAGUGAGAUCAACGUGAUCGGCGUUGGGACGAACCUGGUGACGUGUCCCCUGCAGCCGUCGCUGGGCUGCGUUUACAAGCUGGUGGAGGUCAACGGCUCCCCAUGCCUGAAGCUCACAGAAGAUGAGGAGAAGAUGACGAUCCCAGGGACUAAGACCAUCUAUCGGCUCUAUGAUGCUGCUGGUCACCCCUUCAUGGACCUCAUGGCCCUGGAGGAGGAGCCCUCGCCCAGUGUGGGGCAGGAGCUGGCAGUCCGUGUCCUGGGACAACUUGGUGAGACCAGUAAGGUCGUACCCACCACCGUGGAGCCCCUCCAUCGCACGUACUUCAGAGAUGGCCAGGUGUGUGAGCCCCUGCCCAGCCUGCCGGAGGUGAGGAGCCACGCGCAGGCAUCCCUCAACCUGCUCAGCCCCGCUCACCGCCGGCUCCACCAGCCACAGCCCUACCCGGUGGCUGUGUCGGAGAGGCUGCACGGCCUCCUCACCAAGCUGCGGCAGGCCAGCCAGUGACAGCGUCCCCGCUUGUCCCCCGCGCUCCCCACACCGGGCACAGCCCCCGCCUGGGACCAGCUCUUCCUCUGCGCUCUUUUGAAGACCAGGUGACUAAUUGGGAAUCAAUGGUUCUAAUGACAUUGCGGCUGCGUGGUGCUGAUCUGAGGACCCUGCAGGAACUGGAAAUGCUCCCCGGGGUCCCAGUAGCAAAGCCAGGCACAGAGGGACGGGGCAGGCGGAGCUGGGAGGCAGCUGUUCCCACAUCCUCUGGAAGUGACGGCCCUUCCCUGCCUUCCUUGGUGGCCCUGCCAGCCCUGCAUCUUCUGCUGUGGCAGUGCUGCCCACCUCAGUGGCCCUCCCAAACUCUGUGCCUUCUGCUGUGGCAGCUCUGCCCGCCUCGGUGGCCCUGCCAGCCCUGUGCCUUCUGCUGUGGCAGCUCUGCCCAGCGUGGUGGCCCUGCCAGCCCUAUGUCUCCUGCUGUGGCAGCUCUGCCCAGCGUGGUGGCCCUGCCAGCCCUGUGCCUUCUGCUGUGGCAGCCCAUGCUGAAGCUCCUCGGUGGCACUAGAGACCAAGACUUGAGUGCACAAGAGGGAGUCCUACCAUGGGAAGGGCCAGCUCGUCCCCCAACCCCCAGGCCAUCCAUGGCAGAUGCACUUUGCCCUUCCUCUUCUAGGCUUUGGCUCUGUGGCCACGUUUCAUCUCUUUCCAGUUUGUACCCAGUCCCUGGGCCGUGGAGCCCAGCUCCAGGUUGAUGCUGGUUCCAGGUUGACCCCGGCUCCAGGUUGACGCCUGCUCUCUCUAACCUGAUGUUCCUAGAGGAAGCGUGGCUCUAAUCCCCGCAAUGAACUGUGUCCUAAGCAAAAAAUGAAAUAAAGGCCUUUACCCACUAUGGCUACGGCCACA